Molecule: messenger RNA, 1513 nt
Organism: Sceloporus undulatus (fence lizard)
Lineage: Eukaryota; Metazoa; Chordata; Lepidosauria; Squamata; Phrynosomatidae
Gene: FOXQ1
Product: forkhead box Q1
Exons: 1
Coding region: 360-1502 (380 amino acids)
Biological process (GO): cell differentiation; anatomical structure morphogenesis; regulation of transcription by RNA polymerase II
Molecular function (GO): RNA polymerase II cis-regulatory region sequence-specific DNA binding; DNA-binding transcription factor activity, RNA polymerase II-specific
Source: RefSeq, a predicted model, not a curated record
UUCUUUCUUUCUUUCUUUCUUUCUGUCUUCUUUGGUAUCAAGUCUGAAAAAGCAGCAGGAGCAACCCAACUGGAACUCAGGACCGGGACUUGGUAAAGUCAGGAAAGGGACUGAACACCUCCCCGUACUUCCUCAUCGCCGGAACAGGAGGGGAUCCAGCCGGUGGGAACUUUUUCCGACGUGACCCGGGGAGACCUCCCCACCCAAAGGCCCCUCCCUCGGUGCUUGUCGGAUGAGGGGCGCCCCCUCUUAAGGCAAGCGCAGCCCAACUCCAGGUACCUUGAAGCCGCUGCUCCAUCCGUCGCCAGGAGGCUCCGUCGAGGGCCGGGAGAGAGACUUGAGGGGCCGGGGCUGCCGCCAUGAAGCUGGAGAUCUUCGCCCCUCGCUACGAAGACAAGCUCGGCGGCAGCAAUAGCAGCAGCAGCAGCAGCGACCCAGAAGGCGGGGUCGGGGGGAGCAGCACGGCCGCCUCGCCGCUGGCCCCGGAGAGCGAGCUGGGCUCCGACGGGGACUGCGCCGCCCUCAGCCCGCCUUCCCCUCCCCCUCCUCCUCCGUCGGCUGCGUCUGGCUCCAAGGCGUCGGGGCCGGCCUCUUCCUCGCCGCCGUCGUCGUCGGGGAAGCCCUACACGCGGCGCCCGAAGCCUCCCUACUCGUACAUCGCGCUGAUCGCCAUGGCCAUCCGGGACUCGUCGGGGGGCCGCCUGACGCUGGCCGAGAUCAACGAGUACCUGAUGGGGCGCUUCCCCUUCUUCCGCGGGGCCUACACCGGCUGGCGCAACUCGGUCCGCCACAACCUCUCGCUCAACGACUGCUUCGUCAAGGUGCUCCGCGACCCGGCCCGGCCCUGGGGCAAGGACAACUACUGGAUGCUCAACCCCAGCUCCGAGUACACCUUCGCCGACGGCGUCUUCCGACGGCGCAGGAAGAGGCUCAGCAGGCCGCUUGCUCAACCUCCCGCUCCACAAGCCCAGCCUGACCCGGCCCCCUCCGAGGCCUCCCCUUGCCCUCCUGGCCCCGAGCACAAGCCCCCGGCCCCGACGGCGGCACCACCAUCGCCCUCCUCCUCCUCCUCCUCCAAGUUCUCCAGCUCCUUCGCCAUCGAUAGCAUCCUCAGCCGCCCUUUCCAGCCCUCCGAGGAGCAGCAGCAGCCCCGGCGUCGGAGGCGGCCCCCAACCCCGGGGGCUCUGUGGUCCCUCCCGUCGGGCUACCCUCGCCUCCUGCCUCCCCCCACCGCCAUCCCCUAUGGCUUCCUGCCCCCUUUCCCACCUGCUCCUUCUCCGCCUCUCUACGCCUUCGGCUCCCCCGAGGCCCUCCUCCUCGAAGGCAAGGCGGCGGCGUCCAGGGAAGCGCCCCCGAUCUUGCCCCCCGGGACCCCCUCCUCCGAAACCCUCCGGACGCUUGGCGGCGUCUGCCAGCUCUACUGCCCCCUCGGGAUGCCCGCCUCCCUGCAGCCCCUGGCCUCCUACCGGCCUUACUCGACGACAGACAGCCUCCCAGUCUGAGGAGGGCAGGA